Geodia barretti is the source of this 264-nucleotide messenger RNA. NCBI's taxonomy places the organism in Eukaryota, Metazoa, Porifera, Demospongiae, Tetractinellida, Geodiidae. The record is from the annotation of a GenBank genome assembly.
AUGUCACAGAUUUUCUGCAAAAUAAUAUGCAGUUCUUUUGUAAUGGUUGCUGUGCUCUCAAUUGCGUCACAAGGCUAUCCCCAGGAGAGGGAGAGGAGGCAGAGCGAUGGUGAGAGCUCCUGUCCACAAAUAGAGCUCCUCAGAGGAAGGGAUGGAAGAGACGGGAGAGACGGAGCCUGUGGUCCUCCAGGAGAGAAAGGAGAGCAGGGAGAGAGAGGAGAGGUAGGAGAUGGUGGACCUCCAGGAGCACCUGGACCUGCUGGU